GACUUACAAGAUUAAGAGUGUUGAUUCUCGAUAGUAAUGUAUUUUCAGGUGAAAUUCCUAAAAACCUUUCACAUUGUGUUAGUCUAACAAAUUUUUAUUUGGGAGACAAUAAUCUAAGGGGUACAUUUCCUUUGGAGUUUCGAUCACUGUCCAAACUUAAGUACCUUUCGGUUGACACAAACCACUUGAUGGGAGAGAUACCUGCUUACAUAGGCAAUUUUUCAUCACUUAAGAUACUUUCUUUUGGUGAAAAUAAUUUCAAGGGAAAAAUUCCUACUUCUUUUGGAUGCCUGCAGAAACUUUAUUUUAUUGCUUUAUUCAACAACUACCUUACUUCUACCAUCCCCAUAUCCAUUUUCAAUCUGUCAUUAUUGGUAACUUCUGAUGUAAAACAAAAUAAACUUGAAGGAUAUCUUCCUUCAAAUUUAGGCUCUACCCUUCCAAAUCUAGAGUAAUUUCAUAUUGGUUUUAAUCUAUUAAGAGGGCGACUUCCUAUCUCAAUGUCAAAUGCCACAGCACUAUACUAUUUUGAUGUUCGUCAAAAUGAUUUCUAUGGAGGGGUACCGUCAUUUAGUGGACUUAGGCUAAAACUUCUUUCACUUGAUAAAAAUCCACUUGGUAAUGGAAAAUCCAAUGAUUUGGAUUUCAUGUCUUCUCUUCUCAAUAGUACUGCUACACUAGAGUUCCUGCUUCUUUCUAACUGCAAUUUUGGGGGUGUUUUGCCCAGAUUCAAUGAGUUACAAGGUACUAUAUCGAUAAGUCUUAAGUAUUUGUUAGAAUUAGAUCUUUCCCAAAACAAACUCCAAGGAAAUUUUCCCAAAGAUAUCUUCACAUCACUUGUGUAUUUAGACCUCUCUCACAAUCACUUUACAGGUCCUCUUCCUGUAGAGAUUGGUGGGUUCAAAAAUUUGGUGACACUAAACCUCUCAAACAACAUGUUCUUAGGCACACUUCCAAGUACCAUUGGUGCACUGAGUAGCUUGAUUGAACUCAACAUCAAUCAUAAUCUUUUCCAUGGAUUUAUCCCUCCUUCUCUCAGUUCUCUAAAAAGCCUAGAAGUUUUAGAUCUAUCUUGUAAUAACCUCACAGGAAAAAUACCAGAAUUUCUAGGUAAAUUUCAGUACUUGAAGCGAUUGAAUUUAUCAUUUAACCAUUUGGAAGGUGAGAUACCUACUGAAGGGAUUUUUAAACACAAGACUGAAGUUGAGGUGGUUGGUAACAACCUUUGUGGAGGUAUUCCACAAUUUGGAUUCCCAACAUCCCCAAGAGAAGGGGAAAGACAACAUCUGUCCCAUAUUCAAAAGCUGGCAAUUUUUAUUUCAAGUGGGACUUUGAUUCUGCUGAUAAUUGUGGCUCUCAUUGUGUUCAUUUACGAGCAGAAGAACAAGCAGCCUUUAACGUUGGAUGCAACAAUAGAGUUAAUGCCUAAGUUGUCAUAUUGGAGUAUCCAGAAGGCAACUAAUGAUUUUUCUAAAUCCAGCAUAAUUGGAUUUGGAAAAUUCAGCACUGUUUACCAAGGCAUUCUUGAUGGUAGUUUGGGAAUAGUGGCAAUUCAAGUGUUCAAGCUUCAAGUGAGAGGAGCAUCCAAGAGCUUUUUGGCAGAAUGUGAAGCAUUGAGGCAAAUUAGGCACCGAAACUUGGUAAAAGUUUUGACCACUUGUUGUAGCAUCGACCAUGAGGGUAAUGACUUCUUCGCCAUCGUUUAUGAGUAUAUGAUCAAUGGUAGUCUGGACAAUUGGUUGCACAAUCACUCAAAAGACAUAGGAGACAAUAAUGAUUCAAAGUGUUUGAAUUUGGUACAGAGGAUAAAUAUCGCAAUUGAUGUGGCAAAUGCACUUGAUUAUCUUCAUAAUCAAUUGGAGACAAGUUUAGUACAUUGUGAUUUGAAGCCAAGCAAUAUUUUGUUGGAUGGAGACUUAGUGGUUCACGUGGCUGAUUUUGGAUUAGCAAAGUUUCUUCUCACGGAAGUUACCCUUGCAUCUUCAUCUAACCAAGAGAGUUCAUCUAUAGGAAUUAAAGGGACUAUUGGAUAUGCACAUCCAGGGAGAUGAUAGCCUUGGCCUUUUACCGAUCAAUCCACUAAUUACCUAGAGCUGGACUUGGUAUUUUACCGGCUUCUGCCUUUCACCAUAAUGCAAGGCGAUGGAAAUGCCAUGGGAUUUUGCUAGAGAAUGCAAGGAAAACAGAUUAAAGGAAACAGAAAAUGACGAUAAAAUUCCAAGAAAAGUGUACAGACUCAUAAUCCAAGAAACUGAUUCUGAGGUGCAUUCUGGUACAGGGAGCAAUUUCUUUUUAUUUUUCCAUUUUACAGCAUGCAAAUUGCAUCUCAACAAUCUGGAAAUUUAUAGGAAGUGAAAUAUGGGUCCGACAAUGGCUUGGC
Ipomoea triloba (trilobed morning glory) is the source of this 2380-nucleotide messenger RNA. Its product is annotated as probable LRR receptor-like serine/threonine-protein kinase At3g47570. The transcript is spliced from 2 exons. Gene Ontology annotation, biological process: protein phosphorylation. The record is from RefSeq and is a predicted model, not a curated record. Lineage: Eukaryota; Viridiplantae; Streptophyta; Magnoliopsida; Solanales; Convolvulaceae. Gene Ontology annotation, molecular function: protein kinase activity; protein binding; ATP binding. The coding region runs from base 501 to 2051 and encodes 516 amino acids.